This is a messenger RNA of Gallus gallus (chicken), 9343 nucleotides long. It is a transcript of the gene ANO3, whose product is annotated as anoctamin 3. Gene Ontology annotation, cellular component: plasma membrane. The transcript has 27 exons. Gene Ontology annotation, molecular function: chloride channel activity; protein dimerization activity. The record is from RefSeq and is a predicted model, not a curated record. NCBI's taxonomy places the organism in Eukaryota, Metazoa, Chordata, Aves, Galliformes, Phasianidae. Gene Ontology annotation, biological process: chloride transmembrane transport. The coding region runs from base 89 to 3178 and encodes 1029 amino acids.
AGACUGCAAGGUUGGGAAAACUGAACUUAAGGUGGUUUCUUUAAUUGAGCUUUGUUUUAAUUUUGGGUUACACUGAGACUGUCUAGCAAUGUCAGCUGUGAUAAUCGAACUGGAUAAACUUUCUUCGGAUGAGAGUGAGAGCAGAAAGGAUUCCAAGUCAGGUUUUAAGGAAGGCAAAUUGAGUGAGUUCUGUGCUGAGUAUUGUGGGUUUCAACUUCACUGCUCCCAUUCUGCACCAGCUGGUAUGAAUACAAGCAAGAGUGAGAUGGUGAAGGAGCACUCAUUGAAACCCUCUAGAAGAUCUAUGCCAUGCUUAGUGCAGAGCCAAACACAUCCUCAGAGUCUGAGCAAGCAUUCUUCAUUUCUGCAGCCAAAUCGUGUACAGCCACAGCCUCAGCCUCUGAGUGCAGGAGCAUCUACAGCUACUGUUGAUGUAGUGUCAGAACGAGCUAAAGUGAUGGAGACUUUGGAAAACAAUUUGCUCAAGCUGUCCAGUACAGAAUACAGUGAUCCAUUUUUAGACAUAGGAAAAGACAAAGACCCGUACACUGAUGAUUCUGAACAUGGGAAUUACGAUGUUCGUACAGAUCAGUCAUUGCUUAUUCAAAACAAACUCACCAGGCAGAAAACAGAACCUCGAACUAAAUCAUCUUUAAAGACUGAUGCCAUGGCAUCGUCAGGCCUCUUCUUCAAAGAUGGCAAGAAACGCAUUGAUUACAUCCUGGUUUACAAAAAGUCAAGUCUACAGAUAGAAAAAAGAAGCACGUUUGAGAAGAAUUUGAGAGCAGAAGGACUGAUGUUAGAACGAGAGCCAGCUGUAACAAACAGUGAUAUCAUGUUUGUUAAAAUUCACUGUCCGUGGGAGACGCUGUGCAAAUAUGCAGAAAGAAUGAACAUCAGGAUGCCUUUCAGGAAAAAAUGUUAUUACACUGACUGGAGGAGCAAAACCAUGGGCAGUUUGCAGAGGAAUAUGAGAGAGCUGAAAAGUUGGUUGCCUAGAAAUCCAAUGAAGCUUGAUAAGGAGGCCCUACCAGAUCUUGAGGAAACAGAUUGCUACACAGCACCCUUUAGCCGUGCACGCAUACACCACUUUACCAUAAACAACAAGGACAGCUUCUUCAGCAACUCCACAAGAAGUAGAAUUGUGCAUCACAUGCUACAGAGAACCAAGUAUGAAGAUGGAAAAUCCAAAAUGGGUAUUAAUAGAUUACUAAACAAUGGAACGUAUGAAGCAGCAUUUCCACCACAUGAGGGAAGCCACAAGAGCAGGCAUCCCAUCAAAACGCAUGGAGCUCAGAAUCACAGACACUUAUUAUAUGAGCGUUGGGCACGGUGGGGAAUGUGGUACAAGUACCAACCUCUUGAUUUAAUCAGGCGAUAUUUUGGUGAAAAAAUUGGACUGUAUUUUGCCUGGUUGGGAUGGUAUACUGGAAUGCUGAUUCCUGCUGCCCUGGUUGGACUCUUUGUUUUUCUUUAUGGACUGUUUACAAUGGAUUCCAGCCAAGUAAGCAAAGAGAUCUGCGAGGCAAAUGAAACCAUCAUGUGCCCUAUGUGUGAACGCAAUUGCACACUACAAAAGCUCAAUGAGAGCUGCAUAUACGCCAAGGUUACACAUUUGUUUGAUAAUGGAGGGACUGUCUUCUUUGCUAUUUUCAUGGCAAUCUGGGCUACAGUCUUUCUAGAAUUUUGGAAAAGACGGAGAGCUGUAUUAACCUAUGACUGGGACCUCAUAGAUUGGGAAGAUGAAGAGGAAGAAUUGCGUCCCCAGUUUGAAGCUAAAUAUUCCCAAGUUGAAAGAGUAAAUCCCAUCACAGGAAAACCUGAACCUUUUCAGCCUUUCCCUGACAAGCUCAGUCGACUGAUGGUGUCUGUCUCAGGAAUAUUCUUCAUGAUUUCACUAGUCCUCACUGCAGUUUUUGCAGUCGUGGUGUAUCGUCUGGUAGCCAUGGAACAAUUUGCUUCUUUCAAGUGGUAUUUCAUCAAGAAGUAUUGGCAGUUUGCAACAUCUGGCACUGGAGUCUGCAUCAAUUUUAUGAUCAUCAUGUCACUCAAUGUUGUGUAUGAAAAGGUUGCCUAUCUCCUGACAGACUUAGAGCACCCAAGGACAGAGUCUGAAUGGGAAAACAGCUUUGCCUUGAAAAUGUUCCUCUUCCAGUUUGUCAACUUGAACAGCUCUAUCUUUUACAUUGCUUUUUUUCUUGGCAGAUUUGCAGGCCGCCCAGGAAAGUACAACAAGCUUUUCAAUAGAUGGAGACUGGAAGAGUGUCAUCCAAGUGGCUGCUUGAUAGAUCUGUGUUUACAGAUGGGAGUUAUUAUGGUUUUGAAACAAAUGUGGAACAACUUUAUGGAGCUUGGCUAUCCGUUAUUACAGAAUUGGUGGUCACGGCGCAAAAUGAAGAGAAGAGGACAAUCAAUGGAGCAUAAAAUUUCUCUACCUCAGUGGGAAAAAGAUUGGAAUCUGCAGCCUAUGAAUCUCCAUGGUUUAAUGGAUGAAUACUUGGAGAUGGUUUUACAGUUUGGCUUUACCACCAUCUUUGUUGCUGCCUUCCCACUGGCACCUCUCCUGGCAUUGCUGAACAAUAUCAUAGAAAUAAGAUUAGAUGCAUAUAAGUUUGUGACUCAGUGGCGAAGACCUAUGCCUGCAAGAGCAACAGAUAUAGGUAUCUGGUAUGGGAUUCUUGAAGGAAUUGGAGUACUGGCUGUCAUCACCAAUGCCUUUGUUAUUGCCAUCACUUCUGAUUACAUUCCACGUUUUGUGUAUGCAUAUAAAUAUGGUCCCUGUACAGAUCAAGGAUACAGACAAGAAAAAUGUCUAAAAGGAUAUGUCAAUAGCAGCUUAUCAGUGUUUGAUCUGAGUGAACUUGGAAUGGGAUAUUCAGGAUACUGCCGCUACAGGGAUUAUAGAGCCCCUCCCUGGAGUUCAACUCCCUAUGAAUUCACUUUGCAGUUCUGGCACGUUCUGGCAGCACGACUGGCCUUCAUUAUCGUUUUUGAGCACCUCGUUUUUGGAAUAAAGUCUUUCAUUGCCUACCUGAUUCCAGACAUGCCCAAAGACUUGUGCGACAGAAUGAGGAGAGAGAAGUACUUAGUCCAGGAAAUGAUGUAUGAGGCUGAACUAGAGCAUUUGCAGAGAGAAAGAAAAAAGAAUGGGAAACAGUAUCACCAUGAAUGGCCUUAGUCAAUAUUAUGCUGCAACGAAAAUGCUGUUUGGAAACUGAAGAGUGCAAUUUUGAAAUGAAGUCAGUCUUGCAUCAGUGUGUGCAAUUCAAAGUGUAUAUAAGUUCUUGUUGGGCUGUGCAGUUGCAGGCUUUGGUGGAAAGUAGAAAACAGGCACUUCUGAUGAAGAAAAUGAAGAGCCUUAUCUGUAACUAUUCUGUGAGAUGAGUGCCCAGGAGAACUGGCACUCAGGAACGUGCAGCAGAUUAAAAAUUUGGACACUGAAUUUAAAAUGGCAAUGAGUUUUUAUGCUGUUCAUGAAGAUGCUAACAGCAUAAUGAAAAUAAAAAAAUACCUAUAAACUUAUAUGGUAAGGGCAUGACUAAAAAGACAUUACAUGGUAUCCACUACAGCUUCUGAUUGCUCAGCUGCAUCUGUAAUGCCUCUGAAGAAAAAAAAAAAUUGUUGCCUUUGUGGCCAUAACUUGAUAUAAACAAUCUUUCAGGCUUACUGUUUUGUCAGGUUUGUCCUGGUCUCUUGUUGAGAUUGUGGAUGUGGUCCUACCCUAAACAAUGGGUAUAUGGCUGCUUAAUAUAUACUAUGCAGUUUAAGAUUUGCACAUCAUUGUCAUUAAUCUAUCCUUCUAGUUGAAAACCAAAAAUUCUAAAUUCAAAGAGAAAACAACAGCACUAGAACACAUUGCAUUGCCCACAUUGUAGCUGUAGUUGAAAAUGACAUGGCUAUGAGUUGUCUUUCCACUUUUUUAUGCAGAAAGGCCACCUUCACACACAUCAAGGAUGAAAGAAUUGUCAUUUCUAUGCUCUGCUGUAGCAUGCAGAUGUCUAACUGUGUUACUGUUCUCUUUGACCUGUCUGAGCAAUGAUUCCGUGACUUCACAGAAUGUUAACUUGGAAUAUUCUAAUACACUGCAAAUUACUUCAUUCUGAAUAUACAGUUAACUAUUUAUAGUAUGCAAGCUUAUGCAGAUAUAUAUCAGACAUACAUAGCAUUUUGACUUGCUUGUUCAGGGAAGGAGAAGCUGAGCACCUUAUAACAAUGCUCCUCUUAUUGUAAUAGUAAAUGUUCCGGUAAUGUGCACUUCUAAAAAGUAGACACUCAUGUUUAGAACCAAAUUUAAGUUUUUUUAUGAAUACAGUGUAAAGUAGUGUUGCUUAUGGUUGCUACCACAUUUUGUUGAUGAAAUUGUCUAUUAACAUUUCAUAAUGUGUGAAAAGAUAAGCACUUAAUUUGAAAAAUCUAAACAAGUGAACAGAGUUCACUUGCAGCAUAGAGUGAGGAAACAGUUUCAGUCAUCUUGUUUAUCUUGUAUAAUUUUAAGCAAUGUUCCUUUAUAUUGAAUGAGAAGAAAAAAAACCAAACAACAAAAACAACAGAACCACCAAAUCAUACUGGCAUUAUACAUUUACAUGAUUUUAGAGAUAAAGCUGCAGUGAAAUCACUGCUGACAGAUACAAAAAGACCUGAAAUUUUACUUGAUAUACGCCAUAUUGAGUCAGUAAGUGUUAUUCCAGUAUUUACUUAAAUGCAUUAGAACAAUCUUUUUAUUAUUGUUGUUCUUAUUGUUAUUACGCCAUAUAAGAUGAAUUUUAAGAGCCCAUCAAAUAGAAGAGUAGAAUCCAUUGUAUCCAGUGGACUUAAGCAUCAAAGUUGAAGUUCUUUACUCGUUUCACUAUAUUUGUGAAAUGUCUUGGUUAAUUCCAGCUUAAUGGUGACCUGACAAGGCAACUAGAGAAGUAUCUACAAUACUGCACAAAGGAGGAAGGAAAUGGAAAGGUAUGGCUUAAUCAGAUGUAUUAGCAGUUAGUUCUUUGAUAAUGGGCUAUCAGAACUCAGCUUUCUGUAUUUUGGAAGGCUGGUUAUUCUUCUUUUUAUUUUGGAUAGUUCCUCAGGAGUCCUUAUCAGAAAUAUCAGCACUCUCCUCAGUGCUUUCAGAUUCAUGCUAUUUAAUUUAUUCUCUCCCUAUUUCAUACUGUAGAAUAUCAAGCACCACUUGACAGUAUUAAUCAUGUGUCACAGGUUCUGUUUCUGUGCCACAUGGUGAUAAUAUUUCAGUUCUUCAGAAGGUCACAGUUCAGCUCUCUUUUUUAAGUUUUCUCUUAACAGCAAAAUGCCUUGGCUGGCCCAAGGUAAGAAGAUUUCAAAGAAGAAUAAGCAACAGUCAGAACUGGUGAUUAUUCUGUGCUUUUUCAUUUCUGCUGUGGAUAUUGGCACAAGUCAAAACAGACAAAUUCCAACUGAACUUAAAAGUGCAUUUAAAAGAAAACCUUUUUUUUUUGUAUUUGAGUAUGAUUUUGGAUUUAAAUAUUUAUGUUCUUAAUAAUUUUCAGCACUGGUGUAUAAAAGUAGAGAGAAGGCACGUAUGGUAGAUCUGACAUUGCAGUUUAUGCACUGGAAAAAGCACAAGCAAUUUUGGAGAAACACUGUGUUCCUUUAUAUCUGAAGGACAUGAACAAAGUGUAAAGGUUUUGCCACUAGUAGCCGUUUGCUUAAGCUGAGAACUUUUUGCUAGACUUUGUUUAGUGUGCUGUUUGCAUUGACUGCACGUUAUUUUACUGAAGUACAAGGCACACACUGUCCUCAGGAAUACUGUAUUUUAUGAGUGGUGAAUGAUCUUUUCAUAUUCUAGGUAUUGUCUUUCCAAAUGAAUGACCAGUAUGAAUAGACAGUGCAUGCAAGCUGCAUUUGUGAAACCUGACAAAGCUUUAGAACUUAAAUUUGUGCAAAAACGCUUUAGGUCAUUGCUGAUCUAAUCUAUGACAAUUUUGCUCUAUGCAUGCGCCCUUACAGAGACUGCACGAGCAACUAGAUAUUCUUAAAUACAAACAGUUAGUCCAAAAUGUCUUAAUUAUUCCUAACCAAAUUCAGUGUCUUGAUGCAGACGAAAGAAAUUUCCAUUUCAGAAACUGAAAAAUUGACACACAUUAUACAUAUUUUUAGUUACUUUUCAUUUCAAAUUUGUGCCUAGUGUGUGAGAUCUGAAUUCUGGUGAGCAAAAAGGGGAAAGAAAAGGAUGGAAAUGAAAUGGAUCCAAACAAUUCUGUUUCAUAAGCCUUCCUAAUGAGAAGUUCCUUCUUGGAGCUCAGCAUUUCUGUCUAUGGAGGGGUUAUGCAUCGAGUGCACAGUACUUACAACUGAGUGCCAACAGGGUCGCCUGCAGAUUGAGGAAAGGCUCUCUAUUUGUUAUGCUGUAAUUUAAUUUACUUACAAUAGAGUCGUUGGGCAUGCUGAUGGAGUACCAAUAUUUUGAAACAAGGCAGACCACGUGAUGGCAAUUUUUCUUCCCAACCUCCUUUUUAUUGAAGCAUUUAUAGAGAAGAUGAACACUUAAGUUAAUAUUGAUAAUGAUGAGGCUUAAAUUUCCAUAGGAAUGUUGGAUGACAAAUGGUUUUUGUUUUUUUUUCAUGUUUCUUUAGAAGUAUAUAUCUUCAUUCCUACAAAGCAGAUGCAUCACCUCUUACUAUGGCCUUUUCUCAUAGCAGUUUGACUUAAAUCGCGUUUUUAGGAUUGCUUAGGCUCUAUUGUAUUCUGAAGAAAACUCAAAAGAAAAAUGUUUGGAGGGUCUAGUGAAGAUAGGUGAAUAGAUACAUACCUUAAUGGAUAAAUUCAUUAAUUUCCUGAGGUUUUCUUCAUGAAGGAAAGUAUCUUGGGAAACAGAGCUUUAGAGUGAGUGUUAAUACAGGGAAAGGCAUGAACUUGUGAAAUUUUUUUCUUACUGUGUCAUUAAGAUGAUCUGUGCACAUCUGUGGUUUCCUUAUUUUGGCUUCUUCUGCAAACUCCAAAUGUGCGUGCUUCCAGAGAGAAUAGUUGGAGCCAUGCAGUUCAGUGAAUUCUCUGCAUGGUAUCAUGUGGGAUUUAUUCAUCUUGGAGUUAUUUUACCAAUUUUUAGGGGCAAAUUCGUAUACCUGUGCUUAGAAGUAUCAAAUCACUUUGAUUAACUGAAAAUGAUCCCUGUCUGCAAAAAGAAAAAAGAAAAAAAAGCUCUCCUUAAAUAGAUAGAUUACAUGUAACACCAAUUUUCACUAGGACUGUUAUAAACUAGAUUUUUUUAAGCACACUGAGUAAUGUAAUCUUAGAAACAGGUGUAUAUGAAGGCAGUGAAGUUAAUGGAAAUCAAUCACAUUUUCCAUUUAGCAUUACAUAGAAGGGAAGGGACAGAUACAAAAACAAUUAUCAGUGUUAUCUGUGAUCACUUAAAAUUGCAUUAGUAUUUCCAGAUGCAUUUUAAUUUUUGCAAUCCUUGUAAACUACUAAUGUUGAUUUUGGGGGGUUAAAGCUUGAAGCGAAUCUAUAACCAACCAUUCAUAACAAUGUGUAUUUCAUGUUACAGCUGACACUAGAAUUCAGAGAUCCACAUUUAGGCAGAUUUCUGAGAAAGAUGAAGUAAGUUAUUUUGUUAGUUCUAAUGCAUAGUUUGACUGAAGCAUAACCAGUAACCAUUUUUCCAAGUGUUUAGGUGAGUUGCAAACCUAAAUUUCUGUGGCAGAAAAGGUAGCGGCUUUCAAAGAUCUCUUUACCUUUUUGUGCUCAAACUCAUGCUAGUUAAAGCCCACCUCCUGUUGCAGUAAAAUGGAAUAAACCAGCAUUUUGAGGCUGGAGAUGAGCAGAGAAAGCAAAGCUCUUGUGUUCAUUUUAGCAAGUUUUGCUGCAGAGUCCCUUAUCAAUUCCCCAAAAUGAGGGGUUGAAAAUGGAGCACAGUGAGAACCCCGACGAUCAUUUUCCUUUUCUCCUCUGGUUCAUUCUUUACUUACCCAUAGUGUUUUAUUAAAUGAUGACUUCUUGCUGACAGUCAGAGCAGUUGCCUGACCUAAAUUACUUAAAGCGCUAACAGAAGCCAAACAGAAGUGUUCCCAAACCAGUCUGUCCAGUCCUUGUCGCUAGCUGGUAUGCUCGGGAUGGAGUGGUGCGAGAAAGCACAUGGUGUAUCUGUGUCUGCUGCUAGGCUAUAUCUGUCACUGUCCCAAGCACCACCUUUUGCACUCCUGUCCCUUCCUACACAUACACACAUGUCCUGAAGGCCCUACCCACUCUUGACAUUUUGAAAUUUAUAUGAAUAGGCUCAUAUCGACAAUUUUUCUCCAAUUCUGACAUUACAACCGCAUUCACUAUAAAUUUACAUUGACAUAAUUUUGACAUAGUCAUGAUAGCACAAUUACCACAACAGCACAAAUUUAUAACAGCACAACAAAGAACUGUAGAGAAAUCCCUUUUCUUUUCCAUGUUAUACAGGAACUUUCUUAGUCCAGAACUGGGAUUUUGUCUUGAAAUGUUAAUGAAAUACCCCAUCCUCACUGCACUGGAAAUUACCUUUUGUUAGUUCUUUUGGCUCAUUCUAACUUAUUGCCAUAAGCUCUGUAACACUAGAUGUUCCCUGUAGUAUGCUCUUUAAUUGCAGUGAACAAGUUGUUGGGAUGCUACUAGAUGAGAAAUGAGGAUUAAACCCAAUGCAGUCUAAAGCUAAUGAGAUUUUAAGCACUGAGAAGUUGAGAAUUUUUCUGUUAAAAUUUUUUAAAAAUUCAAAUCAUCUUUUUAUUUAAUGUUCUAUUUAGAAGACUCAGAAUUUUGUAUUGAAAAAAAUCUACAAAACUGUUGAUUCUAAUUUUUACCUAGAGUAGUAUAGCUGAAAUUUCAGUUGUUUGACAUAAUGUCAUGUAAAAUCUACAUGAUAUAGUUCAGCCAUUUUUACUUCGAUAGUCCUGGCUAACUUGCAAUAUCAUGAUCAUAAGAGAUUUCUUAAAAUGUGUAUAUACUUAAAAUUUAUGUAAUAUUUAAAUACAACUUGGUUUCUAAGUAAGAAAUGAGAGUACAGUUUCAACUAUUUUUUCUAUUCAUAAUUCCAAACUUUGUAAGUAACAUUUACAAUAAGAUUACCACCAAGUGUUUCAGAGAAAUUAACUUUUAUGCACUGCAAGCUAGAAGUUCCUCUGGCCUGUUCACUUUCUUUUGCAUUUAAGGUUACUCUUACAAGCUGGUGUGUACCCUAGAACUAAAAGAAUUCAGUGAGGAAAAGUUGUUGAUAUGAUUAACUAUUGUAAGACACUUUUGGCAUAAAUUUGUCUUUGAGAUGCUGUUUACUUUAUCAAGGUUUACAUGUACAAAUGCAAUGACUUACUGUAUCAUACACAUUUGAAUAUUGCAUUUUUCAGUAAUAAACUUGGAUAUCUUUGAA